This is a messenger RNA of Physcomitrium patens, 2717 nucleotides long. RefSeq names its product putative 3,4-dihydroxy-2-butanone kinase. Gene Ontology annotation, cellular component: cytosol. Gene Ontology annotation, biological process: glycerol catabolic process. The record is from RefSeq and is a predicted model, not a curated record. Lineage: Eukaryota; Viridiplantae; Streptophyta; Bryopsida; Funariales; Funariaceae. Gene Ontology annotation, molecular function: ATP binding; glycerone kinase activity.
AGCGACGAACGAACAAAAGAACGAACGAAGACAUGGAGCGUGAGGAGGGAGAAGAAGAAGAGGAGGAAGUGGAGGAGGAGUAGCAAUAGCAGUGGCGAGUUGUGAGUUGUUGCAGGGAUCCGAGCUCUCUCCAUUCCUGGACUGGACUGAUUGGAAGCAAGCAAGCGCACAGAGCUCUACACGGUCUUAUUGGAUUGCUGGCGAAGGAAAGGAAACGAAAGGCAAGGAAAGGCAAGGAAGGAAACGAAAGGCAAGGAAAGGCAAGGAAGGAAAGGAAAGGCAAGGAAAGGGAAGGUACUGGAGGACUCGAAGCAUUUGAGAAAUCCACGAUUUGGAAGAGAGCAGGUCCUAUAGUUUCGUUUUUUUAUCGCGGUGCUGCUCUCGGAAGGUUUAUGAGUGGGUCCAAUUUGGUCUGGAAUUGGUAUUUGUGUUCUUGGUUGACCGGCCACUUACAAUACAUGGAGACCUUCCUGUAACACGCAAUCGACGUUUUUUUUAUGCUGUGAAAUAAAGAAGCCUGGAGUAUCGAUCGCGUUGCGUUUUGUUCACGUCAGCAUAAGCAAUGGCGAAAGGGAAAAAGCUCAUCAACGAUCCCAAUGAUGUUGUCAAAGAGUUGAUCGAGGGAAUGGUGGAGACAUACCCACACCUCACGUACCUUGAUGGCUUUCCUGAGGUUAAAGUGGUGUUGAGGUCUGACAUCAAACGUGGCAGUUACAAUAAAGUUGCUGUUAUAUCAGGUGGUGGAAGUGGCCAUGAGCCAGCUCAUGCUGGAUACGUUGGUGAGGGUAUGCUUACAGCUGCCAUAUGUGGGGAUGUAUUUUCUGCUCCUUCGGUUAAUGCAAUUUUAGCCGGAAUUCGCGCUGUUACUGGACCUCCCGGUUGUCUGCUUAUUGUGAAGAAUUAUACGGGGGACCGCCUGAAAUUUGGAUCUGCUGCUGAACAAGCCAAGGCAGAGGGCUUCAAAGUUGAGAUGGUGAUUGUAGGGGACGACUGUGCGCUUCCACCUCCGCCCCGAGGUCCAGUUGGCCGACGAGGAUUAGCUGGGACUUUAUUUGCUCACAAGGUUGCUGGAGCAGCAGCGGCUGAGGGGCGCCCUCUUGCUGAAGUUACAGCAGAAGCACGCCGGGUUGCAGGGAUGGUAGGAACAAUGGGGGUUGCUUUGACAGUAUGUACAGUUCCUGGACAGAACACUUCUGAUCGACUGGGACCUGGGAAGAUGGAGCUGGGUUUAGGCAUUCAUGGUGAACCAGGAGCUUUGGUAGCUGAUUUGCAGCCUGUGGACGUCGUAGUGUCUCACAUCCUGAAUCAAAUCCUAAACAAGGAUACGAAAUACGUGCCUAUUAAACGGGGCAGUCGAGUUGCGCUUAUGGUGAACAGUCUUGGAGCAACGCCAAUGAUGGAGUUGAUGAUUGCUGCUGGAAAAGCCGUUGCCCAACUGCAAAUAGAGCAUGGUUUAGCAGUAGAGCGUGUUUACACGGGCUCCUUUAUGACAUCCCUUGACAUGGCAGGGAUGUCUCUAUCUGUGCUGAAGGUGGACGACCCUAUUCUCAAAUCACUUGACUCUGCAACUCAGGCCCCGGCAUGGCCUGUUGGAGUUGGUGGACCCCGUCCUUCGACAACAUUGCCCGUUGCCCUCCCACCUGCACCAGCAAACCUCAAACCGGUUGCAGUUCGCCCUCAUGAAUUGAGCUCUCAAGGUCAAAAAUUGGAUUCUGCAAUCAGAGCUGGUGCCCAAGCAGUGCUAAAACUCAAGGAUUCACUGAAUGAAUGGGAUUUAGUGGCUGGAGAUGGAGAUUGUGGAACGACGAUGGCCAAGGGAGCAAGGGCAGUUCUUGAAGACUUAGAUAAGCAGUAUCCUCUAAACGAUGCUGCCGCCACUGUUCAUCAGAUUGGCUGCUCGAUUAGAAGAGUGACAGGUGGCACAAGUGGAAUAUUGUACGAUAUAUUCACCAGAGCAGCAUUCGUGAUCCUGAAGGAGGGUGGGAGUUCAGUUACGGCUAAGACCUGGUCUGCAGCCUUUGAAACAGCCGUUGCUGCGGUAAGCAAAUAUGGAGGAGCGUCAGCUGGUCAUCGUACGUUAUUGGAUGCCUUAAUACCUGCUUCAGUCACUCUGCAAGAGAAAUUGGCUGCUGGAGAGGAUCCAUUGAAGGCAUUCAGCGACGCUGCAGAUGCUGCGGAAGCAGGUGCAGCAGCUACAAAGACAAUGAUGGCACAGGCUGGCCGGUCUAGUUAUGUACCUGAGCACAUCCUUGCAACAGUUCCAGACCCUGGAGCGAUGGCAGCCGCUCAGUGGCUGAAAGCAGCUGCGAAAGCUUUACUCCCCUCUCCAUAGUACCACCACUUUUUGUCUUGGUCAUAGAGGAUGGUUGCUGUGUGGUUCCACCCUUUCUUUCAUUGAUGCUAUAAUUUUUUUGACUGGACGUUUAUCCACGACCCAGCACCCUGAAUGACCUUUCUUGGAGGAUUCUUCAGCAUCAUAGUUGGAGAAAUGUAGGUCACUCUAAUGUCUGGUUUCGAUCAGGCUUUCCCUGUCUUUGACAGGUGAGAAUAACAUUUAUGGUAAAGGUCAAGCGAGGAGGUGGUUUAGGCUUUCGUUCUCUAACAUUCUUGUUUCCCAUGUUUCCCUUGCAAAUAUAUGUUGUCGCUUCUGAGCUUCAAAAAACACUUUAGCACAGUUGAAGUCACUGUUGGGUCAGGUUUUCCUGAAUCACUACAAA